CACCUGACCGUGAAUCACUGUUAUUUUCUUUGUUAGUUCUUCGGAGAACACGGUGACGUAUGUAGACAAUGCGUUGUUCGACUAGUGUUUCUUCGCCGUGAGCUAACACUGUCAUUUAAAUCAUUACGAACAUUGCAGGGAAAUACGGAUAGGUGUAGUAACUGGUAGGAUUUCGCGUAAUCCGGUUUGUUUGAAGUGGCUAGCGCGACUAGUUUCGGAUUUGUAACUGUUGGACGGUGAAUUUGCGCGAAUCGAAGUGAUUUCUGUCGUUUCGGUUGUAAUUGAAUCGAAGUGAAUAUGUGAAACGCGAUGGUGGUUGAGUUUUCGAAUAGAUCGCAAGUUCGGAAAACGAUGUUUGUCUCGCUGUAAUCGUGGUAUUCGUAAGACGUACCUGCUUAUCGUUAGUUUCCGAGUAUCGGAGGAUGUGAUUGAAAAUUUGGCCUCGUAAUUUAGAUUCAAGUAAAGUUUCGUGAUUUCCUUGUUAUUUAGAGAUCGGUCGUUAAAGUGAAGUCGAAGUCACACGCAAAUCUGAAGUAAAGGGUUUUUGAAGUGAUUCGUGAGAAAUGAUUUUACGGAUUCUUUCUGACGAAUUUAUUUUUCGAAAUUGUAACUAUUUAAAGCAAAGAGAAAGAGAGAGAGAGAGAGGGAGAGAGAGAGAGAGAGAUGUAUUUUUUGAUUCAAAGAUAUUCUUAGUGUUAUCGUGACAAAGAGGAAAAAUCUAUAACUCAUCGGAUAUACAUCUACGCGUUCUUUUUUCUACGUAUCUCUUUAUUAUCAUUUUUUUUACUGUCUGUACGUGCUAUAUUGAAAUUAUUUUCAGAAAUUAUUACUCUUUAUGUCUAUGCUUUUAAAUAUCCUGCGGUAGUAUUUUCUGAAUGCCUCGAGCUAUUAUCCUAUUUACGUAGUAAUCGAGAAUGUACAGAUAGAUGGAAGCCCGAAUGGAUAUAAAAUCUCGACGAAUAAACACGAGAAAAUCAAUUCUAUUUAAUUUAUAUAUUAUAUUAUAUUAAUUAUGAAAUUUCAUAAGAAACUUUUUUUAUGUUAAAUUAUGGUAAAUUAAUGUAUUUAAUACUAAUUUAUAUAACUUCUCUGAUAACGCGUAGAGUUAUAGUUUCUCUAUAAACUAAAAGUUUAAUUCACAAUACCAUGAAUUAACUUCAAUCGUAUCAGAAACGUUGUCAGUUGCACAAAUCUUAUUACUACGUACAUCUAUACAAUAUGUCUCUACGGGGUGGGGCAUGUAAAUGUGACAAUUUCAAUAUUUCUUUUACUCGUAACAUUUAUAAACAAUAAUCGGAAUAACGCUAUCAAACGGGUGGCAGUCUGGGUUCGGAGGAAUCUUACGACGACAUGCGACAACUUGUCGGGGAAAAGAACGAAGAAUCUGGAAAAUUCAGUAGUCUACCUCUGGCCAGUUUUAAUUUCAUCAAUUCCAUCAUUGGCAGUGGUGUUAUUGGUAUACCCUACGCUCUUCAUCAGGCUGGAUUUGGCCUCGGGAUAGUAUUAUUAAUACUAGUAGCAGGUCUUACUGAUUACUCUUUAAUUUUAAUGAUUAGGAGUGGAAACAUUUGCGGUGAAAUGAGUUACCAGGGUUUAAUGAGAGCCAGUUUCGGUCGUACAGGAUUCUAUAUUCUUACAACUCUGCAGUUCAUUUAUCCAUUCAUAGCGAUGGUCUCUUAUAACGUUGUUGUCGGCGACACGGUGACGAAAGUGCUAAUAAGGGUAACAGGGAUGAGCGAGACAAGCAUUUUCGCUCAUCGUCAAGUGGUCGUCUUGUUCGCGACCGUUUGCAUCACUAUACCGCUGUGUCUUUAUAGAAAUGUUGCUCGUUUGGCCAAGAUCUCGUUUCUUUCGUUGGUCUGCGUUGGUUUCAUCCUAUUGGCUAUUUUAAUUCGGAUGGGUACGAUGUCAGCAAUUGUGCCAAGCCAAGAGGAUAGUUGGCGAUUCGCGAAUUUCCCCGGCAUUAUUCCAUCCGUUGGAAUUAUGGCAUUCGCCUUUAUGUGUCACCAUAAUACAUUCCUUAUCUACGAGUCUAUAGAAAGGGCUACUCAACAAAAGUGGGACAUCGUCACCCAUUGGUCGCUCUUCACUUCCUUCGUGAUCGCAACAGCUUUUGGAAUCAUCGGAUACGCCACGUUUACCGCGUACGUUCAGGGUGAUCUUAUGGAAAAUUAUUGCUGGGACGAUGAUCUCAUGAACUUUGCCAGAAUCAUGUUCAGUGGGACUAUUCUACUUACUUUUCCUAUUGAAUGCUUCGUCACAAGGGAGGUAAUACUGACAGCGAUUAAAGGGACCGAUGAGCUCGAAGAUCAUACUGCAUACGUCCCUAACUCCGACCGGAAAUACUUGAUAAUAACUUUAUCGAUAGUGGUUGUCGCAUACCUGAUAUCGAUGUCAACAGAUUGUCUGGGUGUGGUUCUCGAAUUGAAUGGAAUCCUCGCUGCUGUACCUCUAGCUUACGUUCUACCUGGCCUGUGCUACCUCAAACUCGAAGAUGGACCAAUUCUUUCUUCCAAAAAGCUUCCGGCGCUUGGUUUGAUGUCCGCUGGCGUGUUUGCCGCGGUCUCUGGUUUGCUGUUGUUGAUCCUGAACAACGAUACUUCCAGUUCCUGCGUGCAUGGACAGGUAAUGCCGUAUUGUAUCGAGGGUAUGAAUAGCACGAGUUUCGAUUCAAGCAUGAAAAGUACCAUUAACCCGAUAUAAUCGAGCAUGUUCGAAUUGGCCGAGGAAUUUUCAAAAGCUUUUAUUCAAAGCCGAUAGCUUUGCGAUGCUCGAAGUUGCGGUUUCAAUUUCAAGUCAAAGGAAUUUCAAUUUUCUCUGUCUUUCUCUCUGGUUUCUUUUUGAUUUUUGUUUUUGGUAAUCAAAUGCCACAAGUAUGAAGGAGCAUGAUAAGUCACGUUUUGUGUUUCUUAUGGAAGAGUGAUUUUUAAAUUCAAUAUGUUAUCUAGCUGUUCUUCCGUGUGAUCCUGGAAAUGAGUACGUGUCUUUCUUACUCUUUUAUUAGUUAAAAAAAUUUAUCAAUAGAGAAGAGAUAUAUAUAUAUAUAUUAAUAACAUUAGUAUUAAUCAAGUUAAACUAAUUUCUUAUAUGAUAAUUUCAUCUAUUUUCAAAAAACUUACAUAUUUGUAUCCAUCCAUCCAUUAUUCUCUUCUCCGACAUUUCAUAUUAAAAUACACUUUUUUUAGUCAUCAAAUGACAUAAAAGUCGGGAAAUCAUCAAAAAUAGAUUAUCUCAAUAUAUUCUUUCCAUGUGAUCUUCGGUCUUCAAUCGAAAUAGGAUAAGGUAUAAAAUUAGACUGCGGAGAUUUAUGCAGUGUCAUGCUUUUUAUGAGCAGUUACGAAGAAAAAAAGAAAUCUAUUUUACUCACUAAAUAUGAUAAUGAAUACUGUACUUUGGGUAUUACAUGUAUACUUAUUUUUGAAUAUAAUGACCAUCCUGGGCUUUCUUGCUCCUUUAAAUUUCCCACGAACACAUAAAAAUCCGCAGUCUACUUAUAAUAAAUCAUGCUUUAAUCAUGCAUUAUUACAUUAUUGGCAGUAACAUUAUUAUUGUUAUCGGAACGGAGGGGAGUAGGAUUUUGUUUGAUUAAAUCGAGAAACGAAAAUCAAAAGCUUUCUCUUCCACGGUUGAAAUCUACGUGCUUACAUAUGCUGUAGAUAUUAUAGUAAUGUAACUACUGAGAAAUCUGGGGGGGGGGGGGAAUAUAUCAUGUUGAACAAGCGAAAACACGUUGAAAGUUUAAAUAUGUUAUAAUACACGAUGUACCAUGAGUAGAUUGAAGAGACAACUAUUUGUUAAAUAUAUCGGCACUUUAUUCUGUGGAAUGCGUGAAUUUAAAUAUUUUUCAAAUCAGAAAACUAUAGACAAUAUCGUAGUAUAUGACCUUGCGUUGCGCACAUUUCUUUCGGUGUUGCAAAAUCAUUAAUUGUGAUGAGAUUAAUAGAAAUCAUGCCUAGACCUUCUCUUAAUUAAUUUUAAUAUUUUAUAAUACGAUCCGGGUCAACUGAAACAUCUUAUGAUUAACGAUGAUUUAAAUCUUUUAAUUCCAUAGAAUCAUACUUGUUAUGUUCUUUUUUUACGGCCUAAAAUAUUUUUUAUCAGUAUUUAGUUUAUGGUAUUUUUAAUAUUUAACAUUUAAUAUUUAAUUGUUCGAUUUAGCGGUACUAGGUAAAAAAGAUCGUAAUUUUUCUGAACUUUUUAAUCGAUAAAAAUGUAUCCUGUUCUUAUAAUUAUUAAAUUAUUGAUUUGCACAAUGUUUGGUAGCUGAAAUUUACGUGCACCUGGGUGAACAUACAUAUUGAUAUAAAAUACGUACGAUUGAUCCGACGAAUACAUAAGUAGCUUUAUAAA
Molecule: messenger RNA, 4350 nt
Organism: Bombus pyrosoma
Lineage: Eukaryota; Metazoa; Arthropoda; Insecta; Hymenoptera; Apidae
Product: putative sodium-coupled neutral amino acid transporter 11
Exons: 7
Coding region: 1351-2703 (450 amino acids)
Biological process (GO): amino acid transmembrane transport
Molecular function (GO): amino acid transmembrane transporter activity
Source: RefSeq, a predicted model, not a curated record